AUCAUGCCGCCGCUGCCGUUGUCUGUAGUUGUGGAGUUUCAUCCAGUGUCUGCGCGCGCUCACACUGGAGCCACGCACGCGAGGAGUUUAACAGUGACCCGGGUUUUCACACAUGGAUCAUAUGACGUGAUGUUUCCCACACACAUGCACGGAGCAACAGCUGGACACAAAGUAACAAAUGAAGCCAAAGACACUGAUGAAGUGUGACCAGAGAAGGUGUAGAAAAUGAAGUCUGCGCUCUCUGUCCCUGGGUUACAAAUCCGUGAUGUCCAGCACUGAAGCUCAAACCAUGCAAUCUCUUCACCCCAGUCAGGAAUAGACAGGUGAAGACUAAGAUGUGGCCUGUAGUCCAAACUUUUUAAACCCUUUCCAUUUCAUUAUUUUUUUUUGCCAUAUAACGAAAAAAAUGCCUUUGAAUAUCAGAGCCAAGCCGCCGCAGAGCAAACUGUCCACGGCCACGAAAAGCAGCGUCCAUGCAGACGCUACCUCGUCUCAUUCACGCUUCUCCAGGUCUCCUAAGCAGGUGAAAGGCAAACAGGCUUCAGCCUCAACACCAGGCUGCCGCUCAGGGCUGGAACCAGGAUCAGUGUUGGGAGGCGUUUCUGCUCCGGUGUCUAAUAAAACAUCAGAGAGUCCACAGCUGGUGUCACGGCCAGGUUCAAAGAGCAAACCUGUGGGGAAAAGAGUGGCUCAUGGUUCUGCCACAGCUCCUGGUGGUAAAACUCUGUCCAUGGAGAACAUCCAGUCCCUGAGUGCGGCCUACGCUACAUCAGGAACCAUGUACCCGAGCGAGCGGGAUUCCCUGGAACCCUCUGUCGGGUUCCCCAGAGGCACCAUGACCCUGGGCAGGAGCACCCGACGCUCCUCCUGCACUGGCCGCUCAACCAUGAUGGGCAGCAGCCCGAACAUCACCUCCUCUGGGCUGCAUCACUCGCCAGAUCCUUACGGGGACCAGAACUUUCUGUCAGCAAGGACGUCGAGUCUGCGGCGGCAGCCCGGGAGACACAUUCAGAUGCUGGACUCUGCUGGACAGGGAGAGGCAUCCACAUUCGAUCUCCAGGGUCAGCUGAGGGAGCUGCAGAGGGAGAAUGACAGUCUGAGGAGGGAGCUGGACGGAGGUAGGGACGGGAAGACCGGCGCCGGCACCAACAGCGUCAACUUCUGGUGUCCGGACAUAAAGAGGGAGAAGGGGACGAGGCGCGAAGAUGGAGCGAGGAAGGCAGCUCUGAAGGACCACAACAGAACAAACCACGAGGAUGUGCAGCACGAGGACCUGAGAAGAAACCAGCAGCUUCCGCUAACGGUGCAGGAGCUUCAGGAGGAGCUGAGAGCUCACAGGGACAUGAACGGUCGUCAGCAGCAGCAGCAGCAGCAGCAGCAACAGCAACAGCAGCAGCAGCAGCAGCAGCAGGGACACCCAGGCUCCUACCUGGACCUCCAUAUGGACCAGGACCACCACAGAGGCGUGGGCCACAGUCCCAGAGUCAGUCCGUCCAACACCUAUGAGCGCAGGCACCAGGACGCCGACGUCAUCAUCCACAGCCCGGGCUACGGCCGCAGCACCGCACUGACCUCGCAGAGACUCAGCCCGGCCAGCACGCUUCAGUCUGGACUCAGGCCCGGCCUCGCUCACACGGCUCCACCUGCAGUGGUGGCAGUGCCAGGCUCCGCCUCCCCGCGUCCCCGCAGCCCCUGCCAGGUUCCCGGCUGUGACGGCUUCUCCUCCUCGCCGUCUCCUCUCGUCCCGUCGGAGGAGAACUACGUGCGGCUGCAGUCGGAGCACGAGCGUCAGGCCACGGAGCUGCUGCUGCUGAGGAGGACCAUGGAGGAGAUGGAGAAGAGGAUCGACUCUCAGCGGCAGACGCUGGGCACACGCGACCAGAGCAUCCAGAGGCUGCUGGAGAUGCUCCAGGGUCAAGGUCAAGGUCAUGGUCAUGGUCAAGGUCAGCACAGGGGUCAUGGGCAGCGAGCUGGCGGCAUCAUCACAGCGGCGGCGCAGGAGGCCGAGGCACAGCUGGAGAACAUGCACGUGAGAGAGGAACUCCAUCGCCGCAGCCAGCUGCAGGCAGAGCCGGCCAAGACCCGGACUCUGCAGACCGUCAUUGAUAUGAAGAACACCAACCCCCCUUUCUGUUUUGACCCUGACGUUAUCUGGCAGGACACCAAAAUCUCCUCCCUGGAGAGGAACAUCCGAGACCUGGAGGACGAGGUCCAGAUGUUGAAGACCAGCGGUCUGCUGCAGCCCGACGACAGGCAGGACGAGCUCAAGCAGGUGGACGUCUACAAGAGUCAUUCCAAAUUCAUGAAGUCUAAGAUAGAGCAGCUGAAGCAGGAGCUGAACAGGAAGGAGUCGGAGAUGCAGGCGCUGCAGACCAAACUGGAGACGCUGACCAACCAGAACUCAGACUGUAAGCAGCACAUCGAGGUGCUCAAGGAGUCGCUCAGCGCCAAGGAGCAACGGGCCAGUACACUGCAGACAGAGGUGGAUGCUCUGCGAGUGCGUCUGGAGGAGAAGGAGCAGUUCCUGACGAAGAAGACCAAGCAGCUGCAGGACCUGACGGAUGAGAAGAGCACACUGACCGGAGAGAUCAGAGACAUGAAGGACAUGCUGGACGUCAAGGAGAGGAAGGUCAAUGUGCUGCAGAAGAAGAUUGAGAACCUGCUGGAGCAGUUGAAGGAUAAGGACAAACAGCUGGCUGGAAUGAGGGAGAGAGUUCAGGGCUUUCAAACCGACUCCAGUAACACAGACACAGCACUGGCCACGCUGGAGGAGGCUCUGUCCGAGAAGGAGCGAGUGAUUGAGAACCUCCGGGAGCAGAGGGAGCGGGAGGACAGGGUUCGGCUGGAGGAGUUGGACCAGCUGAGGAAGGAGAACCGCGAGCUGAAGGACAAACUGUCGCAGAUCCAGACCACAAACCACGGCCUGACCCCGAACCAGAGACCCGAUGGAGAGGUUCCAGCCAAAGUCAACGGUCCACCGGCAGUGAGUCCCACGAGCACAGAGGACGCAGUCAGGAAGUGUCCGGACAUCAACGACCGUCUGAGGCUUCUGGAGCAGGAGGUUUCCCGCUACAGAGAGGAGUCUGGGAGGUCGCAGGCCGAGGUGGAGAGGCUCAUGUCCGCUCUGAGGGACGCGGAGACGGACAAGAAAAUCCCUGACGUGGAGAGGCAAAUCAAGUCUCCAAACGUCCACAAGCACAUGGUUCCGGGGGACAUGAGGACAGACGUCCCGCCUGAUGGACAUCCACACUCUUUAUCACAGCUUCCUCCUCUCUUGGCUUCCCAGGAUGCCAUGCGGGAGACGGUGGAGCGGAUCAGGGACUUGGAGACGGCCCUGAGGGAGAGCAUGAACACAUCUGCCCACAGGGAGGCGCUGUGGGCGCAGGAGGAGGCCGCUCGCGUUCAGGCCCAGAGAGAGCUGGAGGACCUGAUGGGGGCGCUGGAGAAGACGCGACACGAGCUGGACGCCACCAAACUGCGUCUGACGUCCACUCAGCAGUCCCUGCGCGAGCGAGACGGACACCUGAGCAACAUGCGCCAGGAGAGACGGCAACAGCUGGGAGAGAUACUGGAGAUGAAGCAGCAGACGUUACUUGCAGCGAUCAGCGAGAAGGAUGCUAACAUUGCGCUGCUGGAGUUGUCCGCCUCCAAAAGGAAGAAAGCCCAAGAGGAAGUGAUGGCUCUGAAGAGGGAGAAGGACAGACUCAUGCACCAGCUCAAACAGCAGACUCAGAGCAGAAUGAAGCUGAUCGCUGAUCACCACGGCGACGAGCACGUCCCUCCUCCUCCGCAGCAUCACCCGCACCACGCUCACCACGCGUUGCAUCCAGCCAACGCACACCACCGCACCCUGCCGCGAGGCCACGCCCACUCCAACCACAGACCCCCCAUGGACCAGGAUGAUGAAGAGGGAAUUUGGGCAUGAUGAGCGCCCUCCACCAGACGCCUUCCUCCACUGCUCGGAGGUUCCUGCACCGAGCCUCAGCUGCAGGAGCCUCAGCUGCAGGAGCCUCAGCUGCAGGAGCCUCAGCUGCAGGAGCCUCAGCUGCAGGAGCCAGGGACCCCACGUCAUGACCGCCAGACACAAACAAACUCCAGGAGCCACAGUUUCACUGCGCUGUGGCCAAACUCAGCGUGGACUCGGUCAGACUUUUCUCUUCUUAAGUCAAGUUCACAUCACAUCAUUUUCAGCCGAUCUCCGUUAAUCACCACAUGAUUGACAGCUGCUCAAAGACCUAAUUUCUCUUUGUGGAAAGUGAUUUUUUUUUAAAUGAUGAAGUUAUAAAGUGAUUUUUGUUCACCUCUGUAAACACACACAUCAAGAAAAUCUGUGUUUUUAGCUCACAAAGACACACGAGCUGCUCAUUUAUUAAGUCUGUGUCACUGAAGUCAAAGGAUUAAAAUGGUUGAAGUUACAAAGUAACUUACAUGAACUUAGUGACGGAGGCAGCAGAGGGUCGAUCGUUGAUUUCCUCUCUGGUCUUUGGUGUGAGUGUUUUCACAAAGUGACACAAACUUCAGUUUCCUCUCAGAAAACAAGAAACAAAGAUGUAGGUGUGAAAUCUGCGUGCCUCCAUGUUUUCAUUACUCGUGUCACGUUCACGGUGGCCGGUCACUGUAGCACGAAGACUCCUCUGCAAAGGCACAUCGCGUUUACCAGCGACGUGAGCAAACGUGAGCUAACGUGAGCUGACGUGAGCGGUGGUCGUCUGACAGCUGCAGCCGGCUGUGAGUGAGCGUCAGUCAUCGCUCUGCAGCUUGAAGGUAUUGGCAGGCGCUCGACUGCCUCGACUUUCCGAGCUGUUUCCAAUCGACUAUAGGAGCUGGAUUCAUUUUACAGAACCACGGUGCUACAGAGUUCUGGCUCCACAUCAACCGACAAUAACCACUUUGGACUACCAGUGUGGCUGAGCCGAGCCCGUGGAACCAGCCGUAAACAUGUGCAGGCUCUGGACUGAUUUAUGAAGGCAUGAAUGUUCUUACUUCUGCAGCUAUUUUUCAUGAAGUUAAUCCUUUAUUUAACGAGGAAUUCCCUCAGGAUUGUUGGAGGCGGAGACUUUUGUAAAUAUCACAACACUGGACUUCAGAGAAGCCCGCAGAGACCUUCUUGAUGUACCGUGCCAAAGGAGAUGCUCCUGUGAAUCCUCUGAGAGGAGCAUCAAGACAAAAAGGGAAAGGAUCAGUUUACGCCUCAGAUCUCGUCGUUCUGUUUGUUUUCUGUGCCACUUUUCUUCAGCUGCGUGUGACUUAUGGUACUGAUAUUUAUUGAUUUACUGAUCCUGUGAAUCUGAAGUGACUUGCAUUUUAAUAGCGCCGUGUUGUUACUUCUUUUUUUUACCGUACAGGAGGCGGAGCUUAGGAGAUAAUUAUAUAUACUGUACAUUUUUGUUGUCGUCUGAUCGACUUUCCCACACGCGUGAACUUCAUUCUUACUUAUUUUGUGAGGUCAGCUGUUUACACAUCUACUGACUUUAAAGGACUCUAAAGGGAUAGUGCAAGGUUGUUUUUGCUGAGUCAGCUCAUAGAAUCUCUGCCAGCUUAACUCUACGAUAUGUUCAGCAUGUGUUUGCUGCUUUACCUCGUCAUUAGUCAGCUUUUUCUGCACUCACUCUCCCACACCAAACCCCAUAGAGAAAACCUUCGUUUUUAGCUCAAAGGAAAACGGGAGCUGCUGCUCUGCUGCUGCCUUGUUUGGUAAGUUUGUGUCACUGAGGUAAAUCUGAACUAAACAUGUGAACGCAUCGAUCAGGGCAGCAGUUGAUCAACCACUCCUCUGCUCCCUCUACAGGCUUUGGUGAUGAAGGGAGUCAGUGGUUUACAAAGCGACAUAAACUUAGCAAAUGAAAAUGUGUCCAUGUCAAACAACCACACUUCUAAAAGCUUUGAUAGUUUAGACACACGUGGAUAAACAGUGUCCUCACAACACUGUAAAAAAAGCUACAGCAUCUCUCUUGACUUUUGGCGUCAAAGUGGUGUUGAGCUGCUGCGCGGUGGCCGUCUCGCUUCAUUACACGCCGCCUCGCUGUGAGAAAUUAGCCUUUAAAUGCAUGAAAACAAAGUGAAUAUUGGUGAUACGUCCAAAACGAUUAUAAUCUGGAGGAAAACUUUGUUUCCUGACGAAGCAGAAUUCAGAACGCGCUUCGGUUUUGUGAGAACGUCAUGUUUUUUUCCAUCGGGCCCUGACUUCUUUAGUUUUUGUACACUGUGUGAAUGUGUGUGUGUGUGAGUGGGUCACACACCCACACCUUUGACCCGUUGCUCAGUGUUUUGCGGUGUCUCUGUUGUUUGAAUAAAACGUGUUUUCACGA
Solea solea (common sole) is the source of this 6308-nucleotide messenger RNA. Its product is annotated as ERC protein 2-like. The record is from RefSeq and is a predicted model, not a curated record. Gene Ontology annotation, molecular function: structural constituent of presynaptic active zone. Gene Ontology annotation, biological process: regulation of synaptic plasticity; maintenance of presynaptic active zone structure; neuromuscular synaptic transmission. Lineage: Eukaryota; Metazoa; Chordata; Actinopteri; Pleuronectiformes; Soleidae. Bases 407 to 3925 code for a protein of 1172 amino acids. The transcript has 21 exons. Gene Ontology annotation, cellular component: cytoskeleton of presynaptic active zone.